UAUUGCUCUGCAUCGCGCUCUAUCCAUAAGGGAAGCAGCUGAGGAGAAUCGGAAGAAACCGAAGCCCAGACCCGAAAAGAGCUGACGUGAGGAAGCACAGCAACCGUUGGGGGGGAUGAUGGUGCCCUCGGCCCAUGAGUUUCACUGGCAGAGCCUGGCAUGUCUUUCCAGCGCCCGCGUCUAUCACUCAUUGGCUGAUGUUGGGGGGCAGCUGUAUAUGGUGGGGGGUUGCGAUGCUUCGGGUCGACCCACCAGCGCUCUCGAGCGCUACUCCCCUGAGGUGGACCGCUGGCUCAGUCUCCCUCCGAUGCCCACGCCGAGAGCCGGGGCGGUGGUGGCUGUCUUAGGUAAGCAGCUGCUGGUGGUCGGGGGAAUGGGGAAGGACCAGCGCCCCCUGAAGGCCGUGGAGGUGUAUAACACAGAAGAAGGCAAAUGGAGGAAGAGGUGCUCGCUCAGAGAGGCGUCCAUGGGGCUUUCUGUCACUGUUAAAGACGGCAGAGCUCUUGCUGUUGGGGGAAUGGGAGCAGACCUCCUGCCUAGAAGUGUUCUCCAGCAGUAUGACCUUCGCAAGGACGUGUGGGCACUCCUUCCGCCCAUGCCCACCCCGCGCUACGAUACCAGCGUCUGCCUACUGGGCUCCAAGAUCUACGUGGCAGGAGGACGUCAGUGUAAGCGUUUGGUGAAGGCGUUUGAGGUCUUUGACAUGGAAAGCCGUACCUGGUCCUCUCUACCCAGCCUGCCUUGUAAGAGAUCUUAUUCUGGGGUCUUAUGGGACAGCGCCGGGCGUCUCUGCUGGUUGGGAGGGCUCAGACAAGGAGGAAUACACCAAAGUUCAAAGUUUACCAAGAAUGUUAACAUCUUUGACACCAACCAAGGAACUUGGUUGAAAUCAGAGGACACCGUACCCUUGAAAACCAAGCGAGCAGACUUUGCCGCAGCCAUAGUGCGAGACAGAAUGAUCGUGGCAGGAGGCCUAGGCCAUCAGCCAUCAGUGCUGGACACUGUCGAAGCCUUCCAUCCCGAAAAAAGAAAAUGGGAGAGGCUGUCGCCCAUGUCGACGCCACGUUGCUCUGUCUCCAGCAUUGUGAUCCGUGAUCGACUACUGGUAGUAGGAGGUGUCAAUCAAGUCCCAAGCUCCGCCCAUGAGAUUCUAUAUGUAAAAGAGGAGGAGAUUCUUUAACCAUAGAACUUUAGGUUUACACAUCAGAAAAAGUUGCCUUCAAUGAUCAAGUAAAACACAAAUUUUCACUUCGCUUGGUAAAAUUUUGCAUCAAAAUCCAGUCUGCACAAU
Messenger RNA from Sinocyclocheilus anshuiensis, 1291 nucleotides. RefSeq names its product kelch domain-containing protein 8A-like. The record is from RefSeq and is a predicted model, not a curated record. Bases 116 to 1180 code for a protein of 354 amino acids. Gene Ontology annotation, molecular function: protein binding. Lineage: Eukaryota; Metazoa; Chordata; Actinopteri; Cypriniformes; Cyprinidae. The transcript has 6 exons.